GGACCUACCUCACAAUGCACUCGCGAAUCCGGAUCGAUUUCUUUUUCGAUGUCAUCUCACCCUACAGUUGGAUUGGAUUCGAGGGAUUGAUGAGAUAUCGACAGAUUUGGCCCAUCGAUGUCCGUCUUCGUCCAUUCUACCUCGCUGGUGUUAUAAAGGCAACAAAAAAUCCUGGAGCGCCGCUGAUGUUGACUCAAAAGCAGGCCUACAUGGCCACGGAUAUCAGAAGGAACGGAGAGUACUGGGAUAUUCCUAUAUCCCUGCCGC
Messenger RNA from Ostertagia ostertagi, 267 nucleotides. The record is from the annotation of a GenBank genome assembly. NCBI's taxonomy places the organism in Eukaryota, Metazoa, Nematoda, Chromadorea, Rhabditida, Trichostrongylidae.